This is a messenger RNA of Fundulus heteroclitus (mummichog), 1757 nucleotides long. RefSeq names its product high choriolytic enzyme 1-like. Gene Ontology annotation, molecular function: metalloendopeptidase activity; zinc ion binding. Bases 322 to 1083 code for a protein of 253 amino acids. The record is from RefSeq and is a predicted model, not a curated record. Gene Ontology annotation, biological process: proteolysis. NCBI's taxonomy places the organism in Eukaryota, Metazoa, Chordata, Actinopteri, Cyprinodontiformes, Fundulidae. The transcript has 9 exons.
CUCAAAAAGGUUCUACUCCUUCAUAUACAGCAGCUGAGCAUGUAGACAGCAAGCUGCAUCCUUGUUACAAACUAUGUUACAUUGUUUAAAACAAGGCAUAACAAUGUGAUUAAUUCAGGCUGACCUUUAUCCAUGAUCCUCUUGAACUGUUACUUGUAGCGGCAUUGGUUUGUUGUGGAACGGUCCGUGUAUUUCUGGAUUCAUCAGAAAAAGUUUCUUGACUACUGCCCGAUAGAUAGUAAAAAAAAACUCAGAAAUGUACUUCGCUACAGUCAGACGGGAGCUGAACAUCAGCUGCUUUCAGCAUUAUACACCUGCUCUAUGAGUUUGAUGACCUUCAUCAUGACUCCAGUUUUACUGUCACUUCUCUUCAUCUCAGUGACAUGUGUGCAUCUGAGAUUGUUAUCAAAAACUGCUGAUAAAACAGAUGACUUUACAGAUGUCUUUGAAGGAUUUCCACGGCCCAAAACUAGCAAAGAAAUUCCUGUGCAACCUGACGACAUCGCUGUGCCGAAUACCUGGAGCAGGAAUGCAGACCCCUGCAUUGUCAGAGGCUGCAAGUGGCCCAAAUCUGGACCCUAUGUCAAUGUGCCUUUCUACAUCUCCUCUAAUUACACUCCAGAAGAGCAAAGCAUAAUCGUGAGAGGCCUUGAAAGCUUCCACAAGUCCACAUGCAUCCGUUUUGUACCGUGGACUUUGCUUGACUCAGAUUACCUCCAUUUCUUUUCUGAACCUGAAUCAGGGUGUUGGUCCUACCUCGGCCGUCAGAGGGGAGGACAGUACAUCUCCCUGGAGAAAAGCAAGUGUCUGCAAAACUCCAAGGUGCAACAUGAGGUUCUUCACGCUCUGGGCUUCAACCAUGAACAGGUCCGCACUGAUAGAGACAAAUACGUCCAAAUUCUCUUUAAGAACAUUAAACCAGAACGACAGUACAACUUUAGGAAGGUAGAAACUAACAACCUGGGAACUCCUUACGACUUCAACUCAGUCAUGCAUUAUGGUAUGCCUUUUCCAAAAAUGGGCGGCCAACCAUCGCUGCCAAGUCCAGCCUUAUCCGCAGCUUUGGAAACAGAGAUCGAAUGAGCAAGACUGAUGUCGACCGUGUCAACAAACUUUAUAACUGCAGGAGUGAAUAAAGCUAAAGCUCUUCACUCUCUCACAAAUUAGGCUCAGUUACAUCAUUAGAAGAUUUUUCACAUUAAUUAUUUUAUUAUCAGUGGAAAGCAUAAAUAAUAAAAUUCAUCUCACAUGGGCCUCUUGUUGGAACUGAAACCAUGAGUCGUUUUAAUUUACUUUGCCUUAAAGUUUUGCCUUAUGCCAUGCAGAAUUGAGCAUGUGCAUGCUUAUUGGUUAGCCUAUCUAUCUAUCUAUCUAUCUAUCUAUCUAUCUAUCUAUCUAUCUAUCUAUCUAUCUAUCUAUCUAUCUAUCUAUCUAUCUAUCUAUCUAUCUAUCUAUCUAUAUAUCUAUUUAUCUAUCUAUCUAUCUAUCUAUCUGAAACACCAUUUUCAGAUGGUGUAAACAUGACAUGCUUGUCACUUGGUCCAAAAGUAUAUCAGUAUUGCAUCAAACUUCUGUUUUAGUUUCUCCAUAUGGUUUAGCUCUUCCUGUAUACGUGCAAGUUGUUUCUGUUGCUCAAGUACUAUGGUUUGGAGAGGUAGGGUUAGGGCUUCCCAAAAGUGACACAUACGGCUGUUGUUUUAUUGUUUCCCUCAAUAAAUUAAAUUGUCAUUUGAAAACUGCCUUUUUAUCUGUACAUG